This is a messenger RNA of Haliotis rufescens (red abalone), 594 nucleotides long. RefSeq names its product proline-rich protein 2-like. The record is from RefSeq and is a predicted model, not a curated record. NCBI's taxonomy places the organism in Eukaryota, Metazoa, Mollusca, Gastropoda, Lepetellida, Haliotidae. The coding region runs from base 1 to 594 and encodes 197 amino acids. The transcript has 2 exons.
AUGUCAGCUGGGACUGCAGGUUCCCCUGCGACCUCAGGGAGCCCAGGUUCCCCCGCCAAACUAGGGAGCCCAUGUUCCCCGCCACCCAAGGGACCACCGAUUCCAACGCCAUCCCAGGGAGUCCAGAUUCCCCCGCCACCCAAGGGAGCCAAGGUUCCCCCGCCAUCUCAAGGAGCACAGAUUCCCCCCGCCGCUCCAGGGACUGCAGGUUCCCCUGCGACCUCAGGGAGCCCAGGUUCCCCCGCCAAACUAGGGAGCCCAUGUUCCCCGCCACCCAAGGGACCACCGAUUCCAACGCCAUCCCAGGGAGUCCAGAUUCCCCCGCCACCCAAGGGAGCCAAGGUUCCCCCGCCAUCUCAAGGAGCACAGAUUCCCCCCGCCGCUCCAGGGACUGCAGGUUCCCCUCCGACCUCAACUAGGGAGUCCAGAUUCCCCCGCCACCCAAGGGAGCCCAUGUUGCCCCGCCUCCCGAGGGUGCCAAGGUUACCCAGCCUCCCCAGGGAGCCCAGGUUUUCCUCCCACCUCAGGGAACACAGGUUCCCCCACCAUCCCAGGGAGUCCAGAUUCUCCCGCCGACCCAGGAAGCCCAGAUGA